Messenger RNA from Drosophila eugracilis, 660 nucleotides. It is a transcript of the gene Cp19, whose product is annotated as chorion protein S19. Gene Ontology annotation, biological process: multicellular organism development. NCBI's taxonomy places the organism in Eukaryota, Metazoa, Arthropoda, Insecta, Diptera, Drosophilidae. The transcript has 2 exons. Bases 51 to 575 code for a protein of 174 amino acids. Gene Ontology annotation, cellular component: egg chorion. The record is from RefSeq and is a predicted model, not a curated record.
AUUUAAUAUGUUAAUUCUGCCAACUGUGCCAAAACCCAUACAUCAUAGCCAUGAACAAGUUCACUACUCUAGCAGUUAUCUUCUGCGCCUGCAUCGUAGGCAGCUGUUAUGCCAACUACGGUGGCCCACAGAGCUACGGACCCCGAAGCUACGGUCAGGAUAGCUCUGCUGCCUCGGCUGCCAGUUCAGCUGCUGCCGCCGGAAACGAGGGUCAGCAGCGUUAUGAGCGCCCCGUGGAGAUCAUUGCCGGAGGACCUCGUGGUGGUUAUGGACCCGAGAUUCUGCGUCCCAUCCAGAUCAGCGGAGGAUAUGGCGGUGAGCGUCGUGGAUACGGAAACGGUGGCAACUACCGCCGUGGUGGCUAUGGACCCAGGUGGACUGUCCAGCCUGCUGGCGCCACUCUCCUCUAUCCCGGCCAGAACAACUACAAGGCUUAUGUCUCGCCCCCGGAGUACAGCAAGGUGAUCUUGCCCAUCCGCCCUGCCGCCCCAGUGGCCAAGCUGUUCAUCCCCGAGAACCAGUAUGGCAACCAGUACGGUAGCCAAUACGGUGGACAACGUAGCAGCGGCUACUAGGCACAUACAAGAUCCCAGCCAACAUGGCGGGUACUUGAUCUCAGCCUGAUAGUGUAAAUAAUAAACUACAAGAAAAAAAUCAUAA